Anopheles moucheti is the source of this 2130-nucleotide messenger RNA. RefSeq lists its product as uncharacterized. The transcript has 7 exons. NCBI's taxonomy places the organism in Eukaryota, Metazoa, Arthropoda, Insecta, Diptera, Culicidae. The record is from RefSeq and is a predicted model, not a curated record. The coding region runs from base 394 to 1767 and encodes 457 amino acids. Gene Ontology annotation, cellular component: plasma membrane.
GUUUCCCAGGGAUUGUUUGGUGAAAGGAAAAAUGUGAACCCGCUGGGCCGUGCCGAAAUGUUGCCCCAACGAUGGUAGUGGUAGUGUAGUGUUCGCUUCGGCCCAUAAGUAUCUAGUACAAUGAAACACGAAAGCCAACGGUGGUGAGUGUUGUGUGUAGUGCUGCGAUCGACCGUAGAAUAGGUACACAGGUGCGCAAGUAACGCAGAGUGAAUAGAAUAGAUACGUGCAUUUGGUGCAAAAGUCACCAGCUGUUGUGCGAGUGCGUGUGUGUGCAUUUCGAUUUGAGGUGAAAAAAAAGGAAAGUGAAGUGCUGAUCUCAUUGAUAGAGGCGAAGAGGUGAUAAUACCUUGGCUUGAGUCGCCCCGAUAGUGCAUUGUGCGGUGUGUCACCAUGUCGACCACCUCGAUUUCCCGCGAGGAGGAGCGAAAGCCGCUGAUGGAGGAGUUCUACCGGCAGCGACGGAUUCUGCUUGGCUGCACAAUCCUUAUCGGUGUGGCAGCCGUCAUCUGGAUCGUGGCCAUUUCCACCGAUCACUGGUUCAUCGUAACAGGUGGCCAAGGAAUCUUCAUACCGGAAACGAGACGAUACUUCAAAACGUCACACUCGGGUCUUUGGAAGAUCUGCCGUUACGGUGUCAUACCCGCGGUGCUGGCACAAUCGAACGCGACCCGCAACUUCACCACGCUGUCGUUCGUGAACGAAAAUCGCAUCGCCACGAUGCGGUCGUCCCUCGCGAAGGAACCGUACAUCAAGGAGUUCCUCAGCUACGACCUGAAGACGGAAAAUCUCACCGAGGUCGACGAUGGCUUCCGGCGGCAUUUGUUCGCGUCCUGGAUCGUUAACGAUGCGGACCGUUUCCACGAGCUGAAGGCGCUGUUCCACGACAUCACCGGGAAGGUGCGGCAGCAGGAUAAUGUGGCCGUGCAGAAGCUGAAGAACCCACCGCUGAUGAUGCUUGAUCCGACCGAUCUGAACUCGGUGCGCGAAACGCUGAAGGAACCGGUGGCCGGUGUGCUGACCACGGUCACCAUCAACUCGACGGACAUUAACGUGCUGAUGCCGAGCACCCUGUCCGAGGCGCUGUUCGACGAUUGGGAGCACCGGCCGGGUGUGAUUUAUUUGCUUUGGAGCUUCGCCAAAGCGAUGAACAUACCGCCGUACAUCGUCAGCCCAAAUGGCACCAAGUACAUCAUCCGGCCACCGUUACCACCGAAGAAAGGGCGCAUUGGGAAUGGCUACGAGUAUACGCCGUUCAAAAAAUGUAAAUUUCACAAUCUUUUCCCUAGCGACGAUGAGAUUCUCCAGGAUCCCGCCAUCGACGACGAACUGCUUGAGAAAGAUGAAGCUUUCUACAAUCCUGAGUUCCAGACGGAAGACUACAGCCGAACCGAAGCAUCGUUUGCGUGCAUUACAGUGUUUGUAAUGGUGAUGGGGUUCAUCUUUUCGAUCUACACGUUCCUGAACCCACGGUACAUGUUCAAACGAUUGGCCGGCGGUAUACAUUUCAUAUCAGCCGCGACAAGUAUUGUCGUCAUACAGGUGUUGGUCGCUUCCGUGGAGUACGAGAAGGAAAACAUAACGUACACCUUCCCGAAAGGUGCCAAAUAUAGCUACGGUUACGGAUUCUACCUCGCUUGGUUCGUAUUUCUCUCCAACAUCUACGCCGGCCUGAUGUUCAUGUGGUACUCGAAGAAAAGGAAAGGCAAUAAGGCAGCGACGGAAGAAUUGGGUAUGGCCGACGAACCCAUCAACAUUGGGCGAUAAGCCGUGGAACGAGCGGUUGCGACCACCGAAAGACAGUGCUGCGAACUGUGGCAGGGAUAGUUGGGCCCCGAAACGUUUCGAUUCUCGAUUGUAGGUGUACGUGUGCGUGUGUGUGUGUGUGUAUGUGUGAGGGACAGCAAUGGCAAACCGGCUAUUAGGAAUCUCUUCCCUCCCCCGAAGGUUAGCCCUUCAAACGAUGAAGCAAGCAUUAAGACAUUGUAUUUCAACUUUUCGUUCUGUUAUACUUUACUGCGAAACAAGCGCCCUUUUCUUUGUAAACAAAACCGUGUCGAUACUGUGUACGUUUUGAUUUUCUGUUACGAUUUAACUGUUACAUUAACUGUUACGAGGAUAAUAAAGAUA